CUGAGAUUUCCAUCAACUUCUUCGAAUUCAAACACUUGUGGACCUUGACUCGAAAUGUCCGACAAUAGUGCUGCGCUAGCUUAAAUAGCGAGCUCAAAUCUCGUUUUCUUCAUCCCGAAGUUCACCUUUCUUUUCCAUAUUCCUAGGAAGGCCUCAUCAUGUCCAAUAAUGCUAGCGCCGCCGCCACUACGUCAGUGACAACCACACCUCCUCGCAAGUCCGAGUCUGGCUUGCCCGCCGACCUUAAGUCCACCCCACACGCAGUCGGCUCCGCUGUUGUCAGCGAACACAUCGACACUGUAGGCGUCGACGUCAGUGAUGUUCGUCCAUGGAUCGCUCGCGACGUCAGGAACUUCAAGAAAUGCGGGGCAGACGAAAUGCUGCAGCGGCUCCUCGAAAUGUGCGCAGAUCCUAACCAAUCCCUUCAUCCCAAUCAGAAGUCCACGUUACUCGAUACUUCCCUCGAGGCUGUCCUGCCCCUCUGCAAUGGGCCAGGUGUGGCGCAGAAGAUCAAGCAACACUUGACUAAUUUCUGUAAUAUCGAGAGCGAAACCCCGUCUUACUCUGAUUUCGUCGAGGCUGCCAAUCAUGCGCUUCGUGGACUGAGGAAGGUGAACGUACCUGGAAUGCCCGCUUUUCAAGACGACGAUGAAACCAAUAUCCUUUUUCAUGUGAAUGAUCCAUCGUUCAUACACCAAGAACAUCAGGGCGAGAAGUCCAGCCGCAAACCGGACAUCGUCGUCGUUUCUCACCAGACUGCCGCGGAUAUCAUACCGGAAGGAAAAUCCAAAGAUGUUUACCGGUCUGCGUGCAAGGCGCCCACCAAAGACCAUGAGAACUUCCAGUGGGUGGAUGUCCGAACGACAUUUGAGUUCAAACGCCCGAAGCCGCGUCUGCCUCAUCCACCGUCUGCUUACACUAAGGACUACGUGACUCCUAAUGUCCUAUAUAUGGAAUACAUGAAGAAAACGGACUCGUCCGAUCAGUCAACAGACUCGACGUCUACCACUGGUACUGCUCAGACCUCCCACAGUACCUCGAACGAGGUGCAAAAUAUAUCCCACCGACUCAGAAGCAACAAACGCGGCCCCGAUCAUUUACGCUCAAACGAGCCGUCCACCAGCAAACGAUCCAGGCAGGAUGACGAGAGGCAAUCCAAGCAGGAGGAGAGGGGGAACAAGAAAAAGAAGGGUCCGAACAAACACCAUCCUAUCAUCCAGAAUGGCUUGUAUGUUGCGGAGAUGUUCGCAGCUCAUACGGUGCGCCAGCACGUCAUCUCGUGUAUAGUAAACAACGAUAUCAUCUAUCUCUGGUGGUUUGAUCGUCAGCACACGAUUCAAUGCGCUGGCAUCAACUUCGUUCAGGACCUUCCACGCUUUGUGGUCUUGCUCUUCAUCAUGCAGCGCAUGGGAUACAAGCAGUGGGGCCUCCACCCGUUGUUUGAACCUGAACCUGGAUAUGAAGGCGAGAUUAUCGUCGAGUACGAGGACGACACGAACAAGGACGACCGGGAUAAGAAGGGCCAGAAUAAGAGGAAGCGCGUCGACCUUACACUGGAUUUGAGGUCUGAGAAACGCGCGACUCAUUUCGGUCUACGGGGACGUGCAACCACGGUCUUUCCCGUGAAGAGCAAGGCGCUGUCGGCUCUGCCGCGGCGUUCACAUUUCCUCAGCGAAUCCACCGAAUUGGUUGCCAAGCUCUUUUGGCCAGAAGAGGCACGCCAGAGCGAGCCCGAGAUCCUCGAAGAGGUCUACAAGAUUGCGAAUGAAGAUCCAGAUGUGUUGGGCCAUGUUCCAGAGAUGGUCUGGUUCCACAAGUUUGAAGACACUUCCACAGCGAUAAUCAGAAAGGCGCUAGGGAUCGACGACGCGGGCAGCCGGGUCCUAUACAUCAUCGUAUUCAGAAAGCUUGACCCAAUCACGACUCUGAGCGGUGAGGAGUUCCUCCUCGCAUGGUGGGAAGUCGUCAAGUGCCAUCGCGCGCUCUGGAAGAGGGGAGUGCAUCACCGCGACGUCAGUCCCAGUAAUCUCAUGGGAUACCGCUUACGCGGUCGAUUUAUGAGCGUCCUGAAUGAUUUCGAUUUAUCGUCGAUCAAAGAUUCCUUGUCCUCGAUUCAAGGCUCUCCCAAAGGCUUCGAGCGCACAGGAACGGUACCGUUCAUGGCGUUAGACCUUCUCAAGCCAGACGCCAUCGCAGGCCGAGUCGAGCACGUGUACCGUCAUGAUGCUGAAUCGUUCGUCUGGGUUCUCACCUGGAUCUGCCUUCGGUAUAAAAAGGGCAAGCUUCUCAGGAAGCGCAGACCACUGGAUGAAUGGCUGACGGUAGAUGCCAUGGGGUGCUUAGAAAAGAAAACGUGUUUUUUGGCAAUGCUGAGCACGAUGCGUCCAACGCGAUCACACGAAGGGAGUUUCAAAGUUGCCUUUGAGUGCUUAGACGUGAUCAUCAAAUCAAUAAGCCCAUCCGCGGCCGUUCUAGCGGACGAUGAAGUGUUCCAGACAUUGCUCCAGAACCAUGUGCCCCAGAAUGUACGUGAAGGCAAUAUUUCUCUUGUAGAUUAGGUAUGCUUGCAGCUGGGGCAGCGCCUCUGAAAUGUGAUUUACGUACUAUGUUGUAGAUUUGAUGUAUGAAACAAACAUCAUACACGGUGCCAUUCUUUUGUAUUUGCGUGUUCAA
Messenger RNA from Suillus discolor, 2673 nucleotides. RefSeq lists its product as uncharacterized. The transcript is spliced from 6 exons. Bases 159 to 2558 code for a protein of 799 amino acids. NCBI's taxonomy places the organism in Eukaryota, Fungi, Basidiomycota, Agaricomycetes, Boletales, Suillaceae. The record is from RefSeq and is a predicted model, not a curated record.